AUGAGGCAUGGUUCUGGCAUAUUGUUGCGAUGUCCUGGUUGUUCAAAACACUAUAAAACAAAAAAUUCGCUGUCAGUGCAUCAGUCCAGGGAUUGUAAAUACAAAUCAAUGUUCAUGUGCUUGGAAUGUAGAAGAACAUUCAGACGGAAGGAAAAUGUCAGGCAUCAUCUUUUUAUCAACAAGGAUUGCAAUAAAGGGGGAUCUGCUUUGAAUUUCGUCAGAAUUAAAGAUCCAGAAAUGAUUAAACAAACUCACAUGACUCCAAAGGUACAAUGA
Molecule: messenger RNA, 276 nt
Organism: Phaedon cochleariae (mustard beetle)
Lineage: Eukaryota; Metazoa; Arthropoda; Insecta; Coleoptera; Chrysomelidae
Source: the annotation of a GenBank genome assembly